AUGGAAGGAAUGCAAUAUCUGGCGAAUGCAAUAGAAAAUAACACUACACUUACAACGUUAAAUCUUGAAGGAAGUUGCAUUCAUGCUGAAGGAACACAAUAUUUAGCUCAAGCUUUGCAAAAUAAUACAAGUUUGACCGUAUUGAACCUUAAAUCGAACUUAAUUUCCACUGAAGGUGCACAACAUCUAGCUAAAGCAUUAAAAACCAAUAAAAGUCUUAUAACACUUGAUCUUGCAAGAAAUAAUAUUAACGAACAAGGAGUAAGAUGUCUAGCUAGUGCACUAGAAAAGAAUACAACACUCAUGACAUUAGAUUUUGGCUACAAUAGUAUUGAUGACAAAGGAAUACAACAUUUAGCUAAUGCAUUAAAAAAUAAUAUUACACUCACUACAUUGAGUCUCUAUCAUAAUAGAAUCAGCUUACAAGGAGCUCUAUAUCUAGCUAAUGCAUUACAAAAUAAUAAAACACUUACAUCGCUUGAUCUUGGAUAUAAUCAAAUUGGUAUUCAAAACGUACGAUCUCUGACUUAUGAAUUACGACGUCAUAAAGUAAAUCUAGUUCUUUAUCAUUCAUUACAUAUCUAA
This is a messenger RNA of Rotaria sp. Silwood1, 585 nucleotides long. The record is from the annotation of a GenBank genome assembly. NCBI's taxonomy places the organism in Eukaryota, Metazoa, Rotifera, Eurotatoria, Philodinida, Philodinidae.